Colletotrichum acutatum is the source of this 1319-nucleotide messenger RNA. RefSeq names its product glycoside hydrolase superfamily. Gene Ontology annotation, molecular function: hydrolase activity, hydrolyzing O-glycosyl compounds. Gene Ontology annotation, biological process: glucan catabolic process. The record is from RefSeq and is a predicted model, not a curated record. Bases 119 to 898 code for a protein of 259 amino acids. NCBI's taxonomy places the organism in Eukaryota, Fungi, Ascomycota, Sordariomycetes, Glomerellales, Glomerellaceae. The transcript is spliced from 3 exons.
GGCCCAACAAGACUGCCAUUGAUGUGAGCAACACAAACACGAUGAUGCCAUAUGGCAGCUGACUUGGUGGUUCUAGACCCUUAGAGCCCAGGGCCUCAACACCUUCCGUAUCGGAACGAUGAUGGAGCGUAUCAUUCCCGAUAAGUUGACUGGCACGAUCAACGAGACCUACUUCUCUGGUCUUGAGGAUCUCGUCAAGGACGUCACCUCCAAGGGCUCCUACGCCGUCAUCGACCCCCAUAACUACGGUCGCUACUACGGCAACAUCAUCACCAGCUCCGCCGACUUUGGUGCGUGGUGGAAGACGGUCGCCGCCCGUUUCAAGGACAACGACAAGGUCAUCUUUGACACCAACAACGAGUACCACGACAUGGACAACACGCUUGUCCACGAUCUGAACCAGGCCGCCAUCACCAAUAUCCGAGCGGCGGGCGCCACGAAGCAGAACAUCUUCAUCGAGGGCAACUCGUACUCUGGCGCGUGGCACUGGAUCGAGAGCGGCUCCGGCGACGCCCUCAAGAACCUCACAGACCCGUCCGACUCGACCGGCAAGCUUCUCUUCUACGAGAUGCACCAGUACCUCGACACGGACGGCUCCGGUACCAACGAGGCCUGCGUCAGCAGCACCAUUGGCGCUGAGCGCCUCGCUGUCGCCACGAAGUGGCUCAAGGACAACAACAAGCAGGGUGUUCUCGGCGAGAUUGGCGCCGGUGUCAACACCCAGUGCGAGACUGCUGUCAAGGGUGCCAUCCAGCACCUUGCGGAUAACUCUGAGCAGUGGAGAGGUGUACUCUGGUGGGCAGCCGGACCUUGGUGGGCGGACUACAUGUACUCCAUGGAGCCCACGACUGGAAAGGCGUACGGAACUUACCUCCCGAUCCUCAAGAGCUUCAUUUGAGGCUAUUCCGGACAUCGGGGUGGAUACGUACCUUUUACGGGGUGCAUAUCGACGGAAGUGGAGCAUGCGGCCGGCGCCACGUGAUUUGGACGGCGGCGUUGUUGCCGGAAGACAAAGUUACCUGUCCGUGGACAUGGGUGCUGAAGUCUGACGAAAUUCUCAAUGUAGAUAUUGAUCGUGGGUAUCCUGGCCCCUGGUGUACAUAUCGGGAAUAUGAAAAACCCAGUUUUCAUUCGUGUUUGCUGCAAUUGUAGUGAUACUGGUGUAACUGUAAGCUUGUGACUGGAUUUUACGACAAUAACAACCGACUGAUCAUUGAUACAAUCGGCAGUUACCCUAGGUAAGGUAAUUGUCAUCCCAUGAGGCGAUAGGUGAGUGAUAGCUGAUGCUAGCGUUGGUUGAUUAUCAGCGAUGCAUGACC